UGAGAGAACAACAUUGGUAGCAAAUUCGUAUAAAUAGGGUACGAAUCGUUCCAAAUUCAUCACACUCCCCUUCUUGUUCUUUGCAUCAGCAGUCCUUUUCCUCGAAACAACAUGAAGUUCUCGGCAUCAGCAGCUUUGAUCUUACUUGCUUGCGUGGUCUAUGUUUCCGCUUACGGGACCCAUCGACCAACGACUCAUCGUCCAACUCAUUACCCAACACGUCCAACUUACCGCCCAACUUACCGCCCCACUCACCGCCCUACCCAUCGCCCCACUUACCGCCCCACCCAUCGCCCCAUCUAUCGCCCAAUGAAGAAACUCGGCAACUCCAAUGUCAACAUCAACGACAACAAAAACAGCAAUGUUGACAUCGCUUCGCUUUUAUCCGAACUGUUCGGCCAGGAGGAGGAAUUUCCUUGCACUAUCGGUGAUCUCUGUUACGAGAAAAAGAAUUUGAUCAAGUCCGGCGCUGCUGCCGUCGACGCUAAAAAGACAGUGGAACCAACUGAAAAGGCCGUGGAAAAAAGCGUUGCUCCUGCCGCUCCUGCUGCCGCCCCUGCUGUCGCCCCUGCCGCUCCUGCUGCCGAUGUCAACUUUGAUCAGUUCACAAACUUCGCAGAUUUCCAAAACGAUGACGUUAUAUUUGCGGUUCCUUCUGAAAUGGAUGAGGGUGACGAUGACUUUUUUGCUUAACUUUCUUUUGGAAGUGAUCGGAAUUCUUUUGCGGACAACUGAAAACUUAAUUUUUUCAAUAUUUGGUAAUUUCGGCAAUAUUCUAAUUCUUAAACUGUUACCCAACUGAUUUUUUCAUGUCAAUCCUACAACCUUUUUGUGGGAACGAUUUGUUAUUACAGUUACUUAACUCAAGAAAAAGAAUACACAAAAAUUAUGAAACUA
Daphnia pulex (common water flea) is the source of this 897-nucleotide messenger RNA. Its product is annotated as hemoglobin and hemoglobin-haptoglobin-binding protein A-like. NCBI's taxonomy places the organism in Eukaryota, Metazoa, Arthropoda, Branchiopoda, Diplostraca, Daphniidae. The transcript has 2 exons. The record is from RefSeq and is a predicted model, not a curated record. The coding region runs from base 112 to 693 and encodes 193 amino acids.